AUGUUCAGCCAUAAUUACAUGCUGACCAUGGAAGAAUUUAUCAACCAAGUCCUCACCGAGUUUAUCAUGGCGCUGGACAAGAGGUUGGCCCAGGAUCUUAACAUCAGCGUUCUCGCAACCGUUCGGCAUCCUGCAGAGAGGCGACGACCUCACUUUCUGCGAGAGAUAAGACGGCUCGACUCAUUCCGUCAAGAUCGUCCAGAAGUUCCACAAUACAACCACGUAUGCUGCCUUCAUGGCCAGGUCAGGAUAGGUCUUGCCUCUCUCAUCAAGAACGUCUUCGGCCUCAUUCAAGCUCACGGAGUUAAGUCACUACGAGACUUCAGAGCUAUGUGCACAUAUAAGGCGAAUAUGUGCAUCAAAUCCGGUAAGGAAGGCCGGUUCCACUUUUUCUCCAAACUUGAAGAAGCCUGCAAGGGCCAGGGCUCUCCGAUGCCUUACGGCAAACAGGUCGCGGAAGCAGGUAUCGUUCUCAACGCCGGAAGCGAUACUACAGCCAGCGGACUGACAAACACAGUUGUCCUGCUGGCAAAACACUCGCUAGCGCUCCGCAAACUUCGCCGGGAGCUCGAGGGGGCAUGGCUGCGGACGAGAACGCAUCAGAAUUUGACAAGAGCAACCAUAUGUGGCCGUUUCAUUCCCGGAGGCGUCACCGUCUCCGCGCCAAUUCUAAAGCUCAACAGGAACCCGAAUCUCUUCUCCAACCCCGACGAAUUCCACCCUGACAGAUGGUUCGACAAGAAGCAACUUCCCAAUCUCAUGAAAUGCGUCCAGCCAUUCUCGAUCGGCGGCAGGGGCUGCGUUGGGAGGAACCUGGCGAUGAUCGAGCUGACCAAGGUCGUCGCCACCGUGGUGAACAGAUACGAGUUGCAGCUCUUACAGGAUGAGUUGCCUUUUAUGGCGAGAUUCAAUAUGAACCCGGGUGAAGGUGGUGAGGGGAUGCGGGUAAUAGAUUCAUUGAUUCAUCUUCCUCUUUGA
This is a messenger RNA of Penicillium cinerascens, 978 nucleotides long. RefSeq lists its product as uncharacterized. The transcript has 3 exons. Gene Ontology annotation, molecular function: oxidoreductase activity, acting on paired donors, with incorporation or reduction of molecular oxygen; heme binding; monooxygenase activity. Lineage: Eukaryota; Fungi; Ascomycota; Eurotiomycetes; Eurotiales; Aspergillaceae. The coding region runs from base 1 to 978 and encodes 325 amino acids. The record is from RefSeq and is a predicted model, not a curated record.